AGUUGCACAUUUCAUUGAUUAAAGAAGCAAAAGGAACAACUAUUUACGUGUCAGCAAAACCUAAUACCCACUCUAACUAGUAUAAAUUCGCAGUUGCACUUAAGCUCAUAACAGGCUUAACAUAAAAAUCAUAACAGUUAAUUUGAUUUGAGUUUCGAAGUUUGAGCUAAAAGGGAAAAAUGAAGGCGGCAUCAAUUGAACUUGGAGAAGCAUCAAAGGCUAAAGUUCAUGGAGUAAACAGAGGGAUCUCUGUAUUUGAUCUUGUUUUUCGUAUCGUUGCACUUGUUGGAACCUUAGCAGGUGCAGUGGCAAUGGGUACUGCAGAUCAAGCACUUUCCUUUAGCACACAGGUUGUAAAUUUUGAGGCUCAAUAUGAUGAUAUCGACGCGUUUAAGUUCUUUGUCGUUGUAAAUGCCAUAGCUUGUGGAUAUCUUGCACUUACUCUCCCUAUUUCCAUCUUUCACAUUAUGAAAAGAAGAGCAGGAAACAGCAGAGUUUUGCUCAUCGUUCUAGAUGCGAUAAUGCUGGUUUUUAUCACAUCUGGAGCAUCUGCAGCAGCCGCGAUUGUGUCUUUGGCACAUAAUGGGAACCCUUCAACUAAUUGGUUUUCGAUAUGCCAACAGUAUACAGAUUUCUGUCAGCAGUCUGCUGGAUCACUUAUUGGCUCUUUCGGAGCAAUGGCCAUGAUGGUUUUCCUUAUUAUUUUGUCAGCUAUCGCGUUAUCCAGGAGCUAAAGUGUAAACAAAAGAAACUGGCUACACCAGCAAUUGCUAGCCUUUGUGUGAAUUGUGGUUUGAAUGGUUAAUUUCAUCAGUUGAAUUUCAGUGUGUUUUUUCAUAACAUGAAACUUGUAUCAAGAUUGUCAUUAGUUGUAUCUGCUGUUUCAUUUAUCCCCAUGAAUAUUCACAAAUGAAAAGAUUUCAAGUUUCCAUUACAAUGUUUUUUUUCUUCUUAUAAGGAUCUAGUACUUGGGAGUUGGGACCACACAAGCAGAGGCGGAUCUAGAAUUUAAACUCUAUAGUUCGACAUUUAAGGUU
Messenger RNA from Lycium barbarum (goji berry), 1037 nucleotides. RefSeq names its product casparian strip membrane protein 2. The coding region runs from base 180 to 734 and encodes 184 amino acids. The record is from RefSeq and is a predicted model, not a curated record. Lineage: Eukaryota; Viridiplantae; Streptophyta; Magnoliopsida; Solanales; Solanaceae. The transcript is spliced from 3 exons.